Molecule: messenger RNA, 1173 nt
Organism: Penicillium argentinense
Lineage: Eukaryota; Fungi; Ascomycota; Eurotiomycetes; Eurotiales; Aspergillaceae
Exons: 1
Coding region: 1-1173 (390 amino acids)
Source: RefSeq, a predicted model, not a curated record
AUGACCGAGAUGUACUCGGGGCUCCAUGUGGGCCAACGCUUCUCGUCCCUCGAUGACUUCAAGACGGUCAUUAGGAGUAUAUCGGUCCGCCAGCACUGGGAGCUACGAGUAAUGCGCAGCAACAAGAAGAGCGUCGUCAUUGGCUGUCGGUCCGGAUCCAAUUGCUUCUUCCGCGUGGUCUGCCGUGCAAACAAGAACGCGACCUAUAUCACGAGUCUCCAGGACAGUCACACCUGUCGGAGGAGUGCAGAAACCCCAGCCGCGACGCCGGCGCGCUCAGAAGCCUCGCAUGUGCGCUUCUUGCUGACUGAAAUCCCGAAACUCUUUGACAUGAAAGGAAAGAUUACAGGGCAGGAUGUUGUGGAUGCCGUCAAGCGGUAUCAUGGAUAUGACAUCUCGAUGAGACAGGCACAACGGGCAUUGAUCAAGUUGCAACCACGACGAACCGAUAGCCAGGGCGACCAGUCAUUAGACCUGGACAUGAGUGCAGGUGACCAACAGUCACCGACGCAGUCCCAACCUUCAUCCCAGGGGGACGCAGGCCCAGCCUUCCGAGCCAUGUCGGAGAAUCGCUGGAUCUCAGACCCCCUCCCGCCAACUCUGAUGGACGAGGAGGCGAUGAAUCCAGCCGAGUCUCCAAGAAACCAUGGCCCGGUACCCCCACCACCUCCCGCCCAGGUACGGCCAACACAAAUACCGCAACCGCCUCCGAUUGGAACAUCUAGCCAGUCCUCACUCAACACCGAUCCGCGUCCGAUGGCAGGAUCGCAGGCUGGACUGGGGUAUCCAACUGGGCCUGCCUUAUCCGUGGCUGGACCAGAACACCCCAAACCACCUAAUUACCCACAACGCAACGACCACCCCGUCCCGGCGCAAAUGCUCCUGACGAACUUCAAGAUUGAAUUCACCUGCACCACUUGUGGCUCUCUCAAUCAAAGUUUCUUCCCGAACCAGGGCAACGUCACUGGAGGCAGCUACAUGGGCCAUCAACAUGUCCCAACUCAGAGUCCUGUCGCGCGACAUCCUGGACCGGCUCCUCCAGGACCAGACGGCAAUGGCACCGAAGUCCCAGAGGACAACGCGUAUACAGUCAACGCCCUCAACGCUCGCGUCAUGCAAAAUGCGUGGGCAACUGGAGGCUUGGGUGUCCCCAUUGGACCACCGAAUACGUGA